Molecule: messenger RNA, 801 nt
Organism: Recurvomyces mirabilis
Lineage: Eukaryota; Fungi; Ascomycota; Dothideomycetes; Mycosphaerellales; Teratosphaeriaceae
Exons: 3
Coding region: 1-801 (266 amino acids)
Source: RefSeq, a predicted model, not a curated record
AUGACAGGCGGUUCGUCUGGUAUCGGUCUUGCCACCACAAAUUUGCUUCUUGACCACGGCGCUAUUGUCGUAUCCGGCGAUAUCCACGAAUGUCCACUGAAGCACAAGAAUCUGGCAAGCCACAUCGCGAACGUCGUAGACUGGAGCUCGUUAUCGGCUCUGUUCGACAAAGCUAAAGACCAACAUGGAAGGAUAGACCAUGUAUUCGCGAACGCUGGAAUAUCAGGCCGUGCAGACUAUGUCAAUCCUCGUCUCAAUGAGCAAGGCAAACUUCUGGAACCCGAUCACACCACUCUAGACACCAACCUGAAAGCCGUUAUCAAUACAGCCUACCUCGCAAUCCAUCACUUCAAGUCCCAAUCGCCACCAACAGGAAGCAUCGUAUGCACAGCCUCCAUAGCAGCUGUCCAACACUUCCGGGCAGUCGACUACGCAGCAGCUAAACACGGCGUCUUAGGCCUAGUCCGCGGUCUUAUACCCGCGUUAGCUGCCGACAGUGUUCCUGUUCGUGUCAAUGCUAUUGCACCACACUGGACGACUUCUGGUAUGGUACCGGCAGCAUUGCUAGACGCGAUAGGACAGGCUAGCCAAGGCCCAGAGGCAGUGGCGAGAGCAGUGGCGUUGCUCAUGGCUGAUGAGAGCAGGCAGGGACAGCUGGUCAUGUCGCGAGAGGGAAAGCAUUUCGAGAUAGGUCAGAGGCUGAACGAAGUCACGGAUGAGCUGACAGGAACGGCCGAGGAGCUGAACGGCACUACAGAGAAACUUGUAGCAUUCGCAAGGCAGCACGGCCAAGCUUCUUGA